Fimicolochytrium jonesii is the source of this 1901-nucleotide messenger RNA. RefSeq names its product IMP dehydrogenase/GMP reductase. Gene Ontology annotation, biological process: GTP biosynthetic process. The record is from RefSeq and is a predicted model, not a curated record. Gene Ontology annotation, cellular component: cytoplasm. Gene Ontology annotation, molecular function: IMP dehydrogenase activity. The coding region runs from base 138 to 1763 and encodes 541 amino acids. The transcript has 2 exons. NCBI's taxonomy places the organism in Eukaryota, Fungi, Chytridiomycota, Chytridiomycetes, Spizellomycetales, Powellomycetaceae.
CUUGCACAUUCCCACUCGCCAACGGACCCAAAGGCUUGCUGGCAAGUGCUCCUGCUUCUGCUGCUCCCACAACACACAGCAACAGCAGCACCCCCCUCCACUCAACCCACUCACACCCCCCCCCCUCCCCCAGCAACAUGGUCGCCUCAGACACCCUCCCCGACUUCCCUACCGCCCCCACCUUCCCCUCCGAAUCCCCCUCGGCCCAAGCCACCCGCCUCGCAACCCUCCUCUCCACCCCCGUAACCCAACAAGAUGGCCUCUCCGCCGCCGAGCUCAUGUCCCCCACCCUCUCCGGCGGCCUCACCUACAACGACCUCCUCAUCCUCCCCGGCUACGUCGAUUUCCCCGCCACAGCCGUCUCCCUCGAAUCCCGCAUCACAAAACGGUUCACCAUCAAGACCCCUUUCGUCUCCUCGCCGAUGGAUACGGUCACCGAGACGGCGAUGGCGGUCGGGAUGGCCCUGAACGGGGGUAUCGGCGUGAUUCACCACAAUUGUCCCGUGGAGGAGCAGGCGGAGAUGGUGAGGAAGGUGAAGAAGUUUGAGAAUGGGUUUAUCACGGAUCCGAAGUGUUUGAGUCCGAGGGAUACGGUGGGGGAUGUGGUCAGGAUUAAGGAGACGCUGGGGUUCUGUGGGAUUCCGAUUACAGAGGACGGAAAACUGCAGUCUAAACUCCUCGGCAUCGUGACCUCCCGCGACAUCGACUUUCUCCAAUCCGCCGAAGAGCGCAAACGCAAACUCCAAGACGUCAUGACCACCGACCUCGUUACGGCCCCGCAAGGCGUCUCCCUCCUCGAAGCCAACACCAUCCUCAAAGCCUCCAAAAAGGGCAAGCUCCCCAUCGUCGACAAGGACGGCCACCUCACCGCCCUCCUCGCGCGUUCCGACCUCAUGAAAGCCAGGGACUACCCCUGGGCGUCCAAAAUGGCGUCCUCGAAACAACUCCUGGUCGCCGCGGCCAUCUCCACGCACGAGGAGGACAAGAUCCGCCUGAAAGCGCUCGUUGACGCCGGCCUCGACAUUGUCGUCCUCGACUCCAGCCAGGGAAACUCCCUCUUCCAGAUCGAGAUGAUCAAAUACAUCAAACAAACUUACCCGCACAUGGACGUCGUCGCCGGUAACGUCGUCACCCAAGAACAAGCCCGCAACCUCAUCGCCGCCGGCGCCGACGCCCUGAGAGUCGGCAUGGGCUCCGGCUCCAUCUGCAUCACCCAGGAAGUCAUGGCCUGCGGACGCCCCCAAGGGACAGCAGUCUACCGCGUCGCACAGUACGCGCGCCAGUUCGGCGUCCCCGUCAUCGCCGACGGGGGUAUCGCCAACGUGGGCCAUAUCGUCAAAGCCCUCGCUCUCGGCGCCUCGGCCGUCAUGAUGGGGUCCCUCCUCGCUGGCACCGCCGAGUCCCCCGGGGAGUACUACUACCACGAAGGCCAACGUCUGAAAAAGUACCGCGGGAUGGGAUCCAUCGACGCCAUGGAGAAGGGCGACGCGGCGGGCAAACGGUAUUUCUCCGAAUCAGACAAGAUCAAAGUCGCGCAGGGCGUCGCGGGCGCUGUGGUCGAUAAAGGCAGCGUGAAGAAGUUCAUCGGGUAUCUUGCGGCGGGCGUGCAGCACUCGUUGCAGGAUAUCGGCGUGACGAGCCUGGAGACGUUGAGGAGCGAGGUGUGUGAGGGGAAUGUGAGGUUUGAGAAACGGACCGCGAGCGCGCAGAUGGAGGGCGGCGUGCAUGGGUUGCAUUCGUAUGAGAAACGGUUGUUUUCGUAGAAGGGGGGACUGAGCGACAUGUCGUCACACGGCUGUGUUAUCCACACCAUCCUGCACAACCCGGCAUUGCCAAAUCGGGACAAACCGCUUAGUCUAGUGCCCCUGCGUCAUCCCUUUCCAUCUGCAUCUGACCAUUUC